Messenger RNA from Trypanosoma theileri, 1383 nucleotides. RefSeq names its product putative ascorbate-dependent peroxidase. The transcript has a single exon. The coding region runs from base 1 to 1383 and encodes 460 amino acids. Gene Ontology annotation, molecular function: heme binding; peroxidase activity. Lineage: Eukaryota; Euglenozoa; Kinetoplastea; Trypanosomatida; Trypanosomatidae. The record is from RefSeq and is a predicted model, not a curated record. Gene Ontology annotation, biological process: hydrogen peroxide catabolic process; response to reactive oxygen species; cellular response to oxidative stress.
AUGUUUAGAUUACAAGUACGUCGACUUCGCUCUAUAGGUCCAAUACGUGCAACGGGGAUGCGAAUGUUGUGGUGGGGUUACAAGGAAGAAGAACUUCACCGUCUUGCACGGCAACGACCUUGGUGGGAGAAUGCAGCUAUUUUUGCGGGUCUUCUUUGUUUUAUUCAGGUAACUAGUUUAUGUUACUACUUUGGUAAUCGUUGGUAUCAAGCUUGGCGUCCAUCUGGUAAUAACAUCUAUAUCAAUAAUAUGAUGGAUAAAAAAGUGUUUUCACGUCCUGAUUUAUCUGUAGCAGCCGUACGCAUGGUAAUUCAUCAUGUACUCUCAGGUGCUCAAACACCAUUUGGAGCCCCAAUGGUUUUUCCCGAGUAUAUGCGUCCAGAAGCAGAAGAAUUAAUGGAGUUUAUACUUCAACUUCAUCGUGAACAACCAAUGUUCUCUAUACCUGAUCUAUGGGCAAUGUUAACAGCUAAAGCAUUAGCACGUUUGGGUGGACCUAAUAUUUCCGUACGACGUGGUAGACCACAAUUACCUCUUGAUUUAACAGAGGAACAACUCUUAGUUGAAACUCCUUCUUUGGUUCCUGAAUCAACACGAGAUGUUUUCGCUAUGAAGCGUUUACUAGCAAAACAAGGAUUUUCUGUGGAAGAAAUUGUAGCUAUUAUUGGUGGAAUUCGAAAUAUUGGUUUUCAUGAAGACUCUGGUUUUCAUACAAAAGAAGAAGUAAAACCGCAAAUGCGUCGACGUCCUGGUUUAAUGGGACCAGAAGAAGAUAUUUUCCAUUUACCUGAUUCUUUUCAUAAGUGUACCUUAGAUCCUUAUGUAUUUGGUGGUGAAUAUUUUGAUCUUCUUCUUGAUUAUAAUUGGAGAAAGAAAGGAUUUUUCCAUCGUCGUGGAGAUCAUUUCCGUUGUGAUGAGGGAGAUCGUAAACGUGAAAUUGUUCUUCUUGACCCUUUUUCAGAACAAGCACUCAAUAAAGAACGAAAACGAUUACAAGCUCAAGAAAAUGCACGAGAGGCAGUGGAGCGGGCAACACAAAAACGUCAAAGUAUUAAAACGGAUGAUGAAUUGGAGGAUUCAGAAACUGGUCGUGUAGGAGAGGCUCAGUACAUUCCUGGUAUAAAUACAGAUAAUGAUGAUGAUAAUGCAAAGGAUGAGAAGAUAGAUUUGGAAAAAGAAUUUGAGGUGCCAGAGUUUAAAAGCCCAUGUUCAAGUGUAUCUUUGCGGGAAAUAGAUAUGAUGCUUCUAGAUGAUGCCCUUUUAACAGGAUGGUUGCACCGUUUUAGCGCGAAUGAAAUUCGUUUCUACACCGUAUUUGGUGAUAUUAUGGAAAAGAUUCAAUCUCGUGGUUACAACAUCAAUUCUCUUUACAUACCCACAUAA